AGAGGAGGGAGGCAGGGAGAAAGAGAGAGAGCCACACACCCAGCGAGCCAAAGCCAGAGCAGAGCUGCACAGCUAGCCGAGGCAAAGCCAGCGAGCAGUGCCCGGAGCCCCCGGCAGCAGCGGCGGCGGAGCCAUGGCCGAAAGGAAAGGCUCGUCAGGGAAGCAGGGGGAGGAUGAGGAGGUCCCAGCCUUUUUCAAAAACCUGGGCUCGGGCAGUCCCAAGCCCCGGCAGAAAUUCUGCGGCAUGUUCUGCCCAGUGGAAGGCUCGUCAGAGAACAAGACCAUCGACUUCGACUCUCUGUCGGUGGGCAGGGGCUCGGGUCAGGUGGUGGCCCAGCAGCGGGACGUGGCCCACCUGGGCUCAGACGGGCAGCCCCCUUACUCCCGACACGGCCCCGGCCGCCAGCCAUCUGUUGAAUCGUCCGGGAGGAAGGUGGAGAUCCGGAGGGCCACGGGCAAGGAAGCCCUGCAGAACAUCAACGACCAGAGCGAUCGACUUUUGAUCAAGGGUGGCAAGAUCGUGAAUGAUGACCAGUCCUUCUAUGCAGAUAUUUAUAUGGAAGAUGGGUUGAUAAAGCAAAUAGGCGAGAACCUGAUUGUGCCAGGAGGGGUGAAAACCAUCGAAGCCCAUUCCAGGAUGGUGGUGCCCGGCGGCAUUGAUGUGCACACCCGUUUCCAGAUGCCAGACCAGGGGAUGACGUCUGCCGACGACUUCUUCCAGGGGACCAAGGCCUCCCUGGCAGGGGGAACCACGAUGAUCAUUGACCAUGUUGUUCCUGAGCCCGGGACCAGCCUGCUGACGGCCUUCGACCAGUGGAGAGAAUGGGCAGACAGCAAGUCUUGCUGUGACUACUCUUUGCACGUGGACAUCACAGAGUGGCAUAAAGGAAUCCAGGAGGAGAUGGAAACCCUGGUGAAGGACCACGGCGUCAACUCCUUCUUAGUGUACAUGGCCUUCAAAGAUCGCUUCCAGCUCACAGAUUCCCAGAUCUACGAAGUCUUGAGCGUGAUCCGCGACAUUGGCGCCAUUGCCCAGGUUCAUGCUGAAAACGGUGACAUCAUUGCAGAGGAGCAGCAGAGGAUCCUGGAUCUGGGAAUCACUGGCCCCGAAGGACACGUUCUGAGCCGGCCUGAAGAGGUCGAGGCUGAGGCUGUGAACCGGGCCAUUACCAUUGCCAAUCAAACCAACUGCCCGCUGUAUAUCACGAAGGUGAUGAGCAAAAGUGCCGCUGAGGUCAUCGCCCAGGCCCGGAAGAAGGGCACCGUGGUGUAUGGGGAGCCCAUCACAGCCAGCUUAGGGACAGAUGGGUCUCACUACUGGAGCAAGAACUGGGCCAAGGCAGCAGCUUUUGUCGCUUCUCCACCUUUGAGCCCUGAUCCGACCACGCCUGACUUCCUCAACUCUUUGCUGUCUUGUGGGGAUCUCCAGGUCACUGGCAGUGCCCACUGUACUUUUAACACCGCGCAGAAGGCUGUGGGAAAGGAUAACUUCACCCUGAUUCCUGAGGGCACCAAUGGAACUGAGGAGAGGAUGUCCGUCAUCUGGGAUAAGGCUGUGGUGACCGGAAAGAUGGAUGAGAACCAGUUUGUGGCUGUGACCAGCACCAACGCGGCCAAGAUUUUCAAUCUUUAUCCCCGGAAGGGCCGCAUUGCUGUGGGCUCUGAUGCUGACCUUGUCAUCUGGGACCCUGACAGUGUCAAAACCAUCUCAGCCAAGACUCACAACAUUUCUCUGGAAUACAACAUCUUCGAGGGCAUGGAGUGCCGAGGCUCGCCACUGGUGGUGAUCAGUCAGGGGAAGAUCGUCUUGGAGGACGGCAACCUCCACGUGACUGAAGGAUCGGGCCGCUACAUCCCCCGCAAACCUUUCCCCGAUUUCGUUUACAAGCGCAUCAAGGCCCGGAGUCGGUUGGCAGAGCUGAGGGGUGUUCCCCGAGGCCUCUACGAUGGGCCGGUGUGUGAAGUGUCCGUGACACCCAAGACAGUGACUCCGGCCUCCUCCGCCAAGACUUCUCCUGCCAAACAGCAGGCCCCGCCUGUCCGGAACCUGCACCAGUCUGGAUUCAGCUUGUCUGGUGCCCAGAUUGAUGACAACAUCCCUCGCCGUACUACCCAGCGCAUUGUGGCUCCCCCAGGCGGCCGUGCCAACAUCACCAGCUUGGGUUAGAGCGCCUCAGUCAUUGAGCAGCAGUAGCAGACUGGGAAAGGGGGGUGAGGGGUGGGGCACCUGAGGACAAUGGGUUUUGUUUAUUAUUAUUAUUAUUAUUAUUUUUUAGAGCCUGUGAUAGUUACUGUGGGGCAGCCAGUCCAUGGGGCUUCCUUCUGGGCCCCCCACUCGGUCCUCCUUACCCUGAUGUUACCGAUUUUGCUCACCUGUGUUUCUCCACUUCUAAUAGUAUUACAUACAUGUUCACACACCGACUCCAGAGACAGAAUGUGACCUGACACCUCGAGGGUGUGAAACAAAAAGUAUGAAAAAAUCCCUGCCACAACUAGGGUGGUUUUCAUCCAGCGUCCCUGUUGUUCUCAUGAACAUCUUUCUUUUCCUAAGGGAAGGAUGAAGUGAAUUCCCUGAGAGCUGCCUUUUUUUUUUCCUCCCUGAGGAGGGGUGGGGUUGGGGAAAGUGGUUUAAAAAUAUGAUGUUGGAAGAACUGAUUAAAUAUUAACGAGUUGAGACAAGUGUUUAACAACUGAGUGAAUCGGAUUGGUAGAGCAGCAGUCCCCCACCGAGGUGGCUCCAGACCAUGUCUAUUGGCUUCCAUACAUUUCAGUAUGGGUCAUCAUUUCUCUUUGUCCUGGAUUUGGCUACAACAUGUAUCCUUUGAGGUUCCCCUCUCUCCUCUCUGGCUUUUUGUUUUGUUUUGUUUUACAGAACAUUUUAAGUUGCCUCUCAUUGGCUUCUGAGAGAUAGCAUGGCACAGUGGGAAUAGCACUGGAUCUCAUGGCAGAGGACCUGGAUUCAGGUCCCACCUCUGGCCAUUAUUAUCUAUUUGACUUUGGGCAAGUCACUUAACUUAUUUGCCCCUCAGUUUCUUCAUGUAGGAUGAAGGUGUUGGAUUAGACAGCCUCUAAGGCCCUUUCCAGCCCUCAGGAGAUGAGACUAUGGGUAUUUGUUUUAGACAACAUUUUUCUCCCUGUCCCAGCUGCCUCUCCUUUUCACUAGCCCUGCCACUUUUCCAUUGUUGCCAUAGGAACCUGGCCUGGGGAAAUAAGGUGCUGCCCCAUCACGCAGAAUGCUGAGUUGGCCCAUGUUAUGCAAGAUGCCACCAAGCCACCCAUGGUGGCCAUUGCUAUUUCAUUCAUUCUUUUUCAGUAGCAGGGAUGGGUUGGACUGAGCUAUCCAUACUCUCUGGUGCCCCCUUGGUGAGAGUUUGAGGGGGAGAUAACAGUCUGUGGCUUUAGAAAGUGGGUUUUUCCCCUGAGCAAAGCUAACUGCCUACCAAAGGCAUCAAACUGCUGUCCAAGGUCUCAUUAACAUCAUAUGCUAGUUAACUGGGCUAACUCAUCCCAAGGCCAGCCAGAAUAGAACAGAUGGAUGAAUUGGAGGCUGGUUUGAAUUGGAGGCUGGUUUGAUAGCAUUCUACAAACCCCAUUUAAUUUGAUCUGGAGGCAUCUUUUGAGGAGUUCAGGACCUACUGAAGUUUCACUCAUUAGGAAUGGGCCCCAGUAGAACAUCGUGGUGCCCAGUUAAACAAUUUUACCUCAUGGAAGUCAACUUGGUGGAAUAAUAAUGCAUAGAGGCCUUAGAAACACACACACACACACACACACACACACACACACACACACACACACACACCAGUCCUGGGGAAUUUUGACACAGGGAAGUCUCUUAAUUGGCAAAAUGGAGGAGCCAUGCCUUUUUUUUUUUUUUAAACAAAGGGCGCUUCAUUGUGCAUUGACAUUUGCAAACGUAACACAACUUUGGUGGAAAGCAACGUCUGGCAAACUUCUUUCUAUAGGCCAAGCUUGAGCCUAUUGGUCACCUCACCUUAGCACUGCCUAGCGUCUUGGUGUCUUGGAAUAGUUUCCAUUAGCUGAAUCCCCUUCCCUCCCCUCAGUUUCUUUUGUUACCUCGAUAUGUGUGGCCUUUAUUUCUGUGUGUGUUGACAGGUUCUCUUAAAGAUGUAUCUGUAGGUUCUUUAAAAAAAACCCAAUAAAAACAAAUCUGCUUUGAGAAAGUAUAAGCAGUAAAUCCUUUGUAGCCAGUCCACUCAUCUGUCCAGACAUAUCGACUUGGGGUUGUUUUUAUUGUUUAUUAUUUUCUAUUUUUUAAAGUAAAAAAGCACUUUAAAAAAGCAAUUGGUUAACUUAAAACUUUUGUAGUUCCCCUCCCUGACCCCCUUGAAGGAAAUUGGAAGAAGGUGGAAAAACCCCAAAGUCUUGUUUCUGUUCUCAGCCACGUUGGCAGCCUCUCUCAGCAUUCACUUAAAUCUUCCCUCUUUCCCUCCUACUCAUGACUUUCAGUUCUUUUGGUUGUUCUAAAAGACAAAAAAGAAAAGCCCACAAACAGAUAAACAAAGUACAAAACAAAAACCCUGACAAUGUUUGCAGGCUAUGUGAGCAUGUUCCCCUGUUGGCUCGCUUUUGUGUCUGUUUAAUGAAUGUCCUGUGUAAACGCUAAGAGACAUUGACAGUGAUUUGGAACGGACUAACUCAGUGACUUGAUGCUCUAAGACAUUGUAGGAUUGCAGACUAGCUGGAUUUUAACCCUUGGAUUUGUGAUUGUGAACCAUGAGUGAAGGAGCUGUAUGUGCUAAAGCUGAUCAUGUGUGUAGACAGACAGUGCUUUUUCCCCCUCUCUUUUUAUUUUUUACCACUGUCUUAAUGGCAAAUAAUUAUGGUAAAAAAAGUCGUGUUUAUUAUUCCUUAAGAACUCUGUGUAAUAUUACCAUGGAAACGCCUAAUAAAGACAAUGUUGUUGUUUCA
This is a messenger RNA of Phascolarctos cinereus (koala), 4929 nucleotides long. RefSeq names its product dihydropyrimidinase like 2 (gene DPYSL2). Gene Ontology annotation, cellular component: cytoplasm; cytosol. The record is from RefSeq and is a predicted model, not a curated record. Gene Ontology annotation, molecular function: hydrolase activity, acting on carbon-nitrogen (but not peptide) bonds, in cyclic amides. NCBI's taxonomy places the organism in Eukaryota, Metazoa, Chordata, Mammalia, Diprotodontia, Phascolarctidae.